CUGUAAGUUUUUAAUUUUUUUUUGGUAAAAAUGGCUUUUGCCGGCAAAGUAAUCUUGAUAACGGGGGCUAGUUCGGGUAUUGGGGCCGCUACGGCUAAACAUUUUGCAUGUUUGGGGGCUACUCUAGCUCUUACUGGAAGAAAUAUGGAAAAUUUGAAAGAGGUAGCUUGUAACUGUUCAACUAAAUCAAUUCCUUUGCUGUUAACAGCCGAAUUAACUAACGAGAAUGAAACCAAGGCUGUCUUAGAUAAAACUAUCGAACAUUUUGGAAGAUUGGAUGUUCUGAUAAACAAUGCUGGAGUUAUAGAAACAGGUAGCAUUGAAAACACCACCCUGGAUCAAUACGACCGCAUGAUGAAUAUAAACGUCAGAUCCAUUUAUCAGUUGUCAAUGUUAGCUGUACCGCACCUCAUCAAAACCAAAGGCAACAUUGUAAACGUGAGCAGCGUCAACGGAAUGCGUGCUUUCCCAGGCGUUCUGGCCUAUUGCAUGUCCAAAGCGGCCGUCGAUCAAUUUACUAGAUGUGUGGCUUUGGAUUUGGCACCAAAGCAAGUCAGAGUCAACUGUGUCAACCCUGGAGUGACUGUUACCAAUUUGCAUAAAAGAAGUGGUAUGAAUCAAGAACAAUACGAAGCUUUUAUAAAGAGAUCUCAAGAAACUCAUGCUUUAGGAAGACCAGGUCAACCUGAAGAGGUAGCUAAAACUAUCGCAUUUUUGGCCAGCGAUGAUGCCAGUUUCAUAACGGGCGCCACUGUGCCUGUGGACGGAGGUAGACACGCCAUGUGUCCACGAUGAGUGUUAAGAAGUCAAGUCGCCAAAAUUUUUGUUUUUAUGAUUAAAAUAAUUUUUGUUAGCUUUUUAAAAGGUUUAUAUGAAAAAUAUUAUCAGAAAUGUUUGUUUAAUAAAUUAUUAUAUUAU
Molecule: messenger RNA, 918 nt
Organism: Psylliodes chrysocephalus
Lineage: Eukaryota; Metazoa; Arthropoda; Insecta; Coleoptera; Chrysomelidae
Source: the annotation of a GenBank genome assembly